Molecule: messenger RNA, 1035 nt
Organism: Papaver somniferum (opium poppy)
Lineage: Eukaryota; Viridiplantae; Streptophyta; Magnoliopsida; Ranunculales; Papaveraceae
Exons: 1
Coding region: 1-1035 (344 amino acids)
Source: RefSeq, a predicted model, not a curated record
AUGGCGGUAUCGGACGGCAAGGAAAUGUUUCUCAGUGCUCAUGAUGUCUCAGGAAUAGAGAAAACUGGUGAGAACAUUUCUGCCAUACUCUUGAAAGAAAUCGAAGAGAUUGGGCUUUCAAAUGUCGUACAAGUACUCACCGACAAUAUGGCAAAUUGCAAACUGGCUGGAGAAAUCAUAGAAGAAAAAUAUCCCCAUAUUUUUUGGUCAGGAUGUUUAGCGCACACGCUAAUUUUAUUGACGAAGGACAUAGCAAAAUCCAAGGAACCAGCCAUUUCAUUUGUGAAAGAAACAUAUACAAAAGACAAGGAUAUUGUGAAGUUUGUGAGGAAUCAUUCUCAAUGUCUUGCUUUAUUUAAGAAGUUUUCUCCUUUAGAAGUUCUCAAAUCAAAAAAGACACGGUUUGGAUUUCAUUUCGUCGUGUUGUCCCGGAUUGUUGAGGUAAGAGCUUCUUUGAUUUCCAUGGUAUUAUCGGAAGAAUGGAAGGAGCUUAAGAAACCUGCAAAUGCAGAAGAACAUGCAAAAAUCACCUCAAUUGUCAUGGAUGGGAAUUUUUGGAGUAAUGCGGAGAAGGUGUUGCGAAUAACGAAGCCGAUAUAUAUAAUGCUUAGAUUUUCAGAUUCCGACAAGGCCGUUAUAGGAGAAGCAUAUGAGCAAAUGGAUAUGAUGUUGGUAAAAUUACAAGACAUACUUGCAGAUGAUAUAAUGAUUCAAGAUAUUAUUCAGCAAAUUGUGGUUCAGAGAUGGAGUAAAACGAACAUUCCGUUGCACUGUUUAGCUUGUUUGCUUGUCCCUAAGUAUUACACGAAUGCAUGGCUAAGGAAACCAGCUCCCGGUGGCGUCAGUAGGAAGAAGCCUAACUUUGACCAAGAAGUUCAGGAUGGGUAUUUACCUACUAUAGAUAAGAUGUUUCCAAUGCCGGAAGAAGCUGCGAUUAUACGGCAUCAGAUCAAUGAUUUUGUGAGUAAUGGAGGUUGUUUCGCGCGCCCACAAGCUAUAGCGGAUAGGGAAAAUAUGAGUGUAAAACAGUGGUGA